AUGCUGUGCGCAAUUUCGGGAGAAGCGCCGCAGGUUCCAGUGGCCUCCCGCAAGAGUGGCAAUGUCUACGAAAAGCGCCUAAUCGAAGCAUACAUCAGCGAGAAUGGCACGGAGCCCACGACCGGAGAGAGCCUGUCCGUCGAAGACCUUAUCGAUCUCAAGAGCCCCAAUGUCGUCUAUCCACGACCUCCGCAGAUGACCUCGAUCCCUGCUAUGCUCUCCUUCUUCCAGAAUGAAUGGGAUGCUUUGGCGCUUCAAACCUAUACUUUGCAACAGAAUCUUCACCAGGCUCGGCAAGAGCUCAGUACCGCUCUGUACGAAAAUGAUGCGGCGGUACGGGUCAUCGCGCAGCUUACAAAAGAGAGAGACGAGGCACGAGCAACAUUGGCACAAAUCAACAUCAGUAGAGGGGCUUCUGCCAGCACGAAUGGUGAUGCGAUGCAGGUGGACAGCGCCCCGUUACCACAACCCAUCGUGGAGAAGAUCGAAAGCGUACAACAAAGUUUGUCGAAGACACGGCGAAAACGACCAGUCCCAGAAGAAUGGGCUACCUCGGACUCAAUAUCAGCAUACACGUCGAGAUCAGCCUCGAAACCAUUGUUUUCAGGUGGACGCGUGCUUGCCGUGCACGAAGGCGGAGACUUGGUCCUCGUCGCAGGCUCUCAAGCGGGGGUCUACUCACUCUCAGAGGACUCGAUAUCGUAUACACUUGACUUCGGCGACGGAGAAGCCACAAACGGUCUCUGGGCUCAUGACAAGGCGGUUGUUGCCACAUCAGCGGGUGCGGUCAAAGUGUUUGAGAAGGACCAAGAAGUCUCGUCCUUCUCCGUCCAUGCCGGGCAGGCCAACGGGGUGGCUCUACACCCCAGUGGCACCAUUCUGGCUUCAGUCGGGGAAGACCGGACCUAUAUCCUCUACGACCUUGAAUCUAACCGUGUCCUUACCCAGGUUCAAAGUAAUUCGGGUCUCCGUUGUGCUCAAUUCCACCCCGACGGACACUUGUUGGCGGCCGGUGGCGUCGAUGGCCAGAUUAAGAUAUUCGACGUCAAGUCCGGUGCAGAAGCCGCAACAUUUGACCUUGGUGGCCCUGUACGAUGCAUCUUUUUCUCCGAAAACGGCAUAUGGUUGGCGGGCGUGACGGAGAAGUCGUCGACAAUCUCGAUCUGGGACUUGAGAAAAGCGACAAAAAUCACCACCAUCGAGACGGGCAGCCAGAUCGAAUCCAUCAGCUGGGACUACACUGGGCAAUUCCUGGGCGUGGCAGGACAAGAUGGCGUUACGGUCGAACAUUAUUCCAAGGCGUCCAAGGAAUGGUCAGAGAUCCUCAAGCGGGGGACUCCGGCGACACGAAUCGCUUGGGGCAAGCAUGCUCAGAGCCUACUUGCUCUCAAUGAUGAAGGGGUGAUUACGACUCUGGCAGCGGCAACGGAGGGAUAA
Messenger RNA from Fonsecaea erecta, 1437 nucleotides. RefSeq lists its product as hypothetical. Gene Ontology annotation, molecular function: protein binding; ubiquitin protein ligase activity. Lineage: Eukaryota; Fungi; Ascomycota; Eurotiomycetes; Chaetothyriales; Herpotrichiellaceae. The coding region runs from base 1 to 1437 and encodes 478 amino acids. Gene Ontology annotation, cellular component: cytoplasm; U2-type catalytic step 1 spliceosome; Prp19 complex. The record is from RefSeq and is a predicted model, not a curated record. The transcript is spliced from 5 exons. Gene Ontology annotation, biological process: mRNA splicing, via spliceosome; DNA repair; protein ubiquitination.